UAUCUGUGACUGAAGAAGCAGACAGACAACGAGAAAUAAGAAAAUGGCUUCGUUUCAAAGUGAAAUAAAAAUUGAAGAAUUAUGUCGAACAUGCCUGUCUAAAGAUAAUGAGUUACACUCAAUAUUUGAUGUAAUUGUGGGAACAACAACCACGUUAGAUUACAUUAUUACUUCAACAACUGGACUUAAGAUCAGCAAAAAUGAUGGCUUGCCUUCUACAAUAUGCUGUGAGUGUGAAGAAAAGGCUAAAAAGGCUUAUGAUUUUAAGAAGAAAUCAGAAGAAGCCAACAUGUCACUUAGGGGUAUUUUAAAAAAAGAAUGUUCUUUAAUGACAAAAACAUUGGGCCAAAACAAUGCAUCAAGUGUAAAGACUGAAGAUUUGUCAUCACAUGAAAAUGAUGACUAUGUUGAUAGUGAUUUUAACAUUUCUUUAAACAGUGGCCCAGAUUUGCAAGAAUUGGAGGCUGUAAAAACUGAACAUGAGAUUUUAGAACGCAAGUCAUGCAUUGUAUGCAAAAGCUGCCUAGUCGUUUUCGAUACACGUGAUAAAUUACUGGAUCACCAGAAAAUAUGCAUAAAAGUCGAGUGUGAUGAAACAAAUCGUACCUUCUGCCCACUUUGUGGUACAUGUUACAAUGGUGCUGAGAAUCUAACGAAACAUAUGUGGGAAUUUCAUGCAGAUCUAAUGGGCCCAAAAAAGAGAGGGAGACCUAAAAAAAUGUUAACCAGUACCAUCCUUAACAAAUUAUCAGAAAAUGGAUUUUGCAUUACGUCAAUGCCUGCUAAAAAGAUUGAAUGUGCAUUUUGCAAGCAUCAUUUUGAAACCAAAGAAGAAUUAGGAUUACAUGCCGUAACUCAUAAAGAGACGAAGGUGCUGCGUUGUCUAAAUUGCAAGAAAAUAUAUCUCGACGCGCAAAAGUUUUAUCAGCAUAUUUGUAUUGAAGAUAAAGCUGGAAUAAAUAAUGUUGAGAAUGAUUCCACGAAUACAGAUUCUAAUAAUAAAAAAAAACAACAAAUUGCGUCAGAAAUUACCCUGCGGGAAUUCAUAGAUCCGAACUCAGAUAUGGAGGCUAUCAACUUGCUACAAGUAUGCAGUGUGUGUACCUGCAUAUUGCAAUCGGAAUCGGAUCUUAUUAAUCAUCGCGAUGCUGAACAUCCUGAACUGUCUCAUCGGUGUAACCUUUGUACCAAGGUGUUUGCUUCUUUGCGCUCAGCAGCGCGCCAUAGAAGCAUGUGCAAGCAAAUCGAAAGAAAAUAUAAAUGUAACACUUGUGGACUAAAAUUUGCUUAUGAAAUAUCAUUAAAUAAGCACAUUUUAAGAUAUCAUGAGGGUCAAAGCGUGUCAGUGAAAUUUAUAGAUCCAAAAACCAGACGAGAUGAGCGGCAAUUCCAGUGUGAUACAUGCAGUAGAAGUUUCUAUAAGCGAGACUUACUUGUGAAACAUACUAAAAUACAUAUGCCAAUAGAAAACUUCUAUGAAUGUGACGUGUGCAAAAAAAAGUUUCACAGAAGUGAUAAUCUAAGAUCUCACAAACGAGUGCAUGAUGUGCACCGCGAAAAACCUUCGUCUAAUAAUUGCUUGUGUCUUUAUUGCGGCCGGAGUUUCUCGAACUCCUCCAAUUUGAUCGUUCACAUGCGGCGCCACACCGGGGAGAAACCCUAUAAAUGUGAUUUUUGUGGUAAAGGUUUCCCAAGGUCUUCAGAUUUACAAUGCCACAGACGAUCUCACACUGGGGAAAAACCAUGUAUCUGUCGUGUUUGUGGUAAAGGGUUUUCGCGCAGCAAUAAGUUGUCUCGUCACAUGCGAGUACAUACUGGACAGCGACCUUACAAGUGCACGUAUUGCGAGAAGGCGUUUUCGCAGAGCAACGAUCUCAACCUGCAUAUUCGUCGACAUACGGGCGACCGGCCCUACAUCUGUGAAGUGUGUGGCGAUAGAUUCAUACAGGGCACAGCGUUACAGAACCACAGAAGAGCCCACGGCCACUUCCCCGCUCCUCCUGCAGAAGCGCCUUCUGAGGUGCAAGCGAUCACUUAUACAGUUCAAAGCAUAAAUCAUAGUAAUUAAGAACUAAUUUGGAGCUGACUCCAUGUAUUUUGAACUUAUGGUAGCGUUAGUUAAAGUUUAAUUUCGCGGCAACCAGGCAAUAAAAUGUGCAAAUGCAACAGCGCAUGUCACAUUCUCUCGUGCAUUAUGUUUAUAGGUGACGUCACAAAGGAGAGGGUAUGCGCAUUGUUGAGUUACGUAUGCUUAUCGAAAGCAAUCUGUUUUUAGGAAAAGGGAUGUUUCGAAAUAUAUGGAGCUCCGGCCCAGAACCCAAAAAAUGAGAAAACACGUACUUUAAGUUGACUUUGUUAGGUUAUAAAAUAUAAAAAUGUACACUUGAAGUUGCAACUCAUAACGAAGUCCCCAAAAAGUUAUAAAACUUUUGAUCCUUCUCAGAUAUAUUACGAGCAAUGUAGGCCUUUCGGGAGAGUCUCUUGAGAUAUAUACAACAUGUAACUUAAUUAACGCACAUCCUGAAAUUAGUUUGUUCAGAAUCGCUUACUGAAUCGAUUUAUAUAAUUUUUAAUAUAGGUAAUUUUUUAUCCCAAAAAUAAUUAAAA
Helicoverpa zea (corn earworm) is the source of this 2607-nucleotide messenger RNA. Its product is annotated as zinc finger protein 568-like. Gene Ontology annotation, molecular function: DNA-binding transcription factor activity, RNA polymerase II-specific; zinc ion binding; RNA polymerase II transcription regulatory region sequence-specific DNA binding. The record is from RefSeq and is a predicted model, not a curated record. Bases 44 to 2068 code for a protein of 674 amino acids. Gene Ontology annotation, biological process: regulation of transcription by RNA polymerase II. Gene Ontology annotation, cellular component: nucleus. The transcript has 15 exons. NCBI's taxonomy places the organism in Eukaryota, Metazoa, Arthropoda, Insecta, Lepidoptera, Noctuidae.